AUGACGCGGCUCGCAGUCUUCUUCCUCUCCCUCCUCCUAUAUCCUUUCCUUUCUUCCGCACUCAAGUUUGAACUUGUUGCCCAGCCGGGACAUAGUGCCAAAAACGAACGGUGUAUACGGAACUUUGUCACAAAGGAUACCCUGGUCGUGGUCACGGCAAUUGUGAGCGGGAGCAGAGGCGAUGGGCAGAUGGUCAACAUGCACAUCAAAGACGCCGUAGGAAACGAUUACGGUAGACCCAAGGAUGUUGCAGGGGAGAAGAGGAUGGCAUUCACAAGUUUGGCGGAUACCGCAUUUGAUGUGUGCUUUGAGAAUACAUUGACGGGCCGAUCCGCUGUUCCCAAUCCCACUCGCCAUGUCGAACUCGACAUUGAUAUUGGGGCUGACGCCCGCGACUGGUCCGCCAUUCAAGCCAACGAAAAGCUGAAGCCUGUGGAAGCGGACCUGCGAAGAAUAGAGGAGACAGUCAAUGAGAUCGUCCAAGAGAUGGAGUACCUCAGGAUCAGAGAGCAGAAGUUGCGGGAUACCAACGAGAGCACGAAUGAAAGGGUCAAAUGGUUUGCCUUUGGGACGAUGGGAAUGUUGGUGGGUCUGGGAGCGUGGCAGGUCGUGUAUUUGAGGGCCUACUUCAGGUCGAAGCAUCUGAUCUAA
This is a messenger RNA of Cladophialophora immunda, 651 nucleotides long. Its product is annotated as endoplasmic reticulum vesicle protein 25. Gene Ontology annotation, biological process: intracellular protein transport; endoplasmic reticulum to Golgi vesicle-mediated transport; Golgi organization. The transcript is spliced from 3 exons. Gene Ontology annotation, cellular component: endoplasmic reticulum-Golgi intermediate compartment; endoplasmic reticulum; Golgi apparatus. Bases 1 to 651 code for a protein of 216 amino acids. The record is from RefSeq and is a predicted model, not a curated record. NCBI's taxonomy places the organism in Eukaryota, Fungi, Ascomycota, Eurotiomycetes, Chaetothyriales, Herpotrichiellaceae.